AUGAAUAUUCAGAAAAAGACCAACCAACCAUCAAUUGCUUCGUUUUUUGCGAAAACAGAUUCAUCAAUAAUUAAAAAACCUAAAAAAGAAAGUGAACCACCAUCGAUUCGUGUAGAAAACAAAGAAAUAAUAAAAUCUCCAUCUUCUGAUUCAGACGAUAAAUCAUUUACAUUGGCUCCAACAAAAAAGUCAAGAAAACGGCUUCUCAGUUUUGAUGAAAGUGGUCCAGAUGAGAAAAGUAAUGCAUCGAAUGAAAAUAUUAAGAAAACGCCGACAAAAGCUGUUAAACAAAUGAAAAUAAUUGAUACUAAAGUUGAAAUAAAUGAUGAAAAGGAUUCAAUUUUUACUAAAAUUGAACAAACAACUAUUAUUCCAAUUGAACAAAAGACCAUUACUGAUACUCAAUCCUAUAAUCCCGGUAAAACAAAUUAUGAUCCAAUCAAUGAUGCUUGUUGGAAACUUGGUGAUGAUGUUCCAUAUAGUUCUCUAUCAACAACAUUACUGUUAAUCGAAGAAACAUCAGCCCGUUUGGAAAUUAUUCGUAUAUUAUCAAAUUUCUUUCGCUCAGUUCUUAGCUUAUCAUCAAAUGAUUUAGCUCAUUGCGUUUAUCUAUGUGUUAAUAAAGUAGCACCUGAUUAUGAUGGAAUUGAAUUAGGAAUUGGUGAAACGAUUAUUAUGAAAGCAAUCGCUGAUAGUACUGGGCGUACUGUUGAACAAUUAAAAUUAGAUUAUAAAUCUAAAGGAGAUUUAGGUCUUGUUGCUGAGGCAUCUCGCUCAACACAACGUACUAUGUUCAAACCAAAACCAUUGACUGCUUCACUUGUUUAUAAAAAAUUGAAAGAAAUUGCACAAUUAACAGGAAAUAAAAGUCAACAACGUAAAGGUGACAUAAUUAAAAGUCUUUUAGUAUCGUGUCAAUCACACGAAACUCGUUAUCUUGUUCGGUCUUUAAUUGGUAAACUUCGUAUUGGUUUAGCUGAGCAAUCGAUGCUUGUCGCCUUAGCUCACGCAUGUAUUCGUAAUGAAUAUUCAAAUUUAAAAGAAACAGCAUUGAAAGAACAUCUUGACAACGGUACACAUGCUGUUAAAGAUGCUUUUUGUCAGUAUCCAUCGUAUGACAUACUCGUUGAUGUACUUGUUAAUAAAGGUGGAAUCGAUAAAUUAAAAGAUUUAUGUAAAGCAACACCAGGUAUACCAAUGAAACCCAUGUUAGCACACCCAUCGAAAGGUAUUGAUGAAAUAUUAAAACGUUGUGGACAAAGUGAAUUUGCAUGUGAAUAUAAAUAUGAUGGAGAACGUGCACAAGUUCAUUUAACUGACGAUGGUAAAAUUUAUAUUUAUUCAAGAAAUUCAGAAAAUAAUACAUCAAAAUAUCCAGAUGUUAUCGAACGUAUUCCUAAUGCAUUUCAAUCAAAUGUUAAAUCUUUAAUUUUGGAUGGAGAAUGUGUAGCGUAUGAUAUAGAACAGAAAAAAUUAUUACCGUUUCAAACAUUAUCAACAAGAAAACGAAAAGAUGCUGAUAUCAAAGAAAUAAAAGUUCAAGUUUGUAUAUUUGCCUUUGAUUUAUUAUAUUUAAAUGGUGAAUCUUUGGUUGAAAAAUCUUUUCGUGAACGUCGUCGCUUAUUACAUGAAUCGAUUGUCUGUAUACCUGGUGAACUUGUUUUUGCUGAAUCUCGCACAACAUCAAAUAUUGAUGAGAUCAAUAUGUAUUUGGAACAAUCAGUUAAAGAUGGAUGUGAAGGUCUUAUGGUGAAAACAUUAGAUGAUGAUGCUACAUAUGAAAUUGCUAAACGAUCCCAUAAAUGGCUCAAAUUAAAAAAAGAUUAUCUUGAUGGUGUUGGCGAUACACUUGACUUAGUUGUUAUUGGUGGCUAUACAGGCACUGGUAAACGAACGGGUGUUUAUGGAGGAUAUUUAUUGGCAUGUUAUGAUAAAGAUAAUGAAGAAUAUCAAUGUAUUUGUAAAUUAGGUACUGGAUUUACUGAUGAACUACUUGUUUCACUUGGCAAUUCAUUAGAACCACACAUAAUACAAAAACCAUUGGCGUAUUAUCGUUAUUCUUCAUCGUUAACACCAGAUGUUUGGUUUGAUGCAGUGAAAGUUUGGGAAAUAAAAUGUGCUGAUCUGUCUUUAUCACCUCAUCAUCAUGCAGCAAUUGGACUAGUUGAUGAAGGAAAAGGAAUAUCUCUUCGAUUUCCUCGUUUUUUACAUGAAAGACAAGAUAAAUCAGUUGAAGAUGCAACAAGUGCUGAACAAGUUGCUGAUCUCUAUCGAAGACAAGAAAAAAUAAAAAACAUAGAUCCAAAUAAUCAAGUGGAUGACGAUGAUGAUAUGUACUAA
Molecule: messenger RNA, 2340 nt
Organism: Rotaria socialis
Lineage: Eukaryota; Metazoa; Rotifera; Eurotatoria; Philodinida; Philodinidae
Source: the annotation of a GenBank genome assembly